AAAAUUUCCACCAACUCAUCUACAGCAAACCAAAACAAACCUCUCACCGAAACGCACAGCACACCGUCGUUUCACACCAAAAAAAAAUGUCAACCGGAGCCACAAAAUGCAGCAAGAUCCGCCACAUUGUGAAGCUCCGCCAGUUGCUGCGGCGGUGGCGCUGCAAGGCCCGCAUGUCGUCAGCUAGCCGCACACCGUCGGAUGUCCCAGCGGGACACGUGGCGAUCUGCGUCGGCCCCUACUGCACCAGAUACGUCAUGCCCGCGUCGUACCUUAACCACCCCGUGUUCAAGAAGCUCCUCGUACAAGCCGAGGAGGAGUACGGCUUCACUAACCAAGGCCCGCUGGCGAUCCCAUGCGACGAGUCACUCUUUGAAGAGGUGGUCCGGUACAUUUCCGGAUCGGAGUCCGGCGGGUCGGCCCGGUACUGCCACGUGGACGUGAGGAGUAACUUCGAUUUCUUGGCCGAUUCCCGACCGUUGCUUCGUGGCUUUUCCGAGAAAACAAUCUGGUAAAAAAGAACCAGCUGCUUUCGUAGUUGGUCUGUUCUUUGGUUUCUGAAACAAAUAAAGAUUGUACAAACGCUGCAUCGUCUCUGACCCGGGUGGUGACUCAGUCCGAGUUAACCCAGUUAGGUUGGGUUAUGGGGAGGUUUUUGCUUGCUGCAAAAUUUUUUAUUUUUAUUUUUUAUUCGAAAUAUUGGGGAAUUUGGGGUAGUGAGUUACUGAGCGAGUGACCGAGUUCAAACUCCGAAGAAUGCUAUGGAGAUGGCAAAAAAGGGUGGGGAUUUAUAUACACCGAGUCGUCCCGGGUUCGAAUCGGAAUUGAGGCCAGGCAGGGUUUGUGAUUUUUGAUCGAAGACGAAGAUCAAAGCUAUUAUGACUCUAUGAGAAACAGAGUCGAUGAUUAGGGGGCUCUUUUCUUUUAAACUAUUGUAAAUUCUGUGAUUUAUUGAUUGAUUAAUGAAAAAAUUGUAGAGGGUUCCAGCA
Rosa chinensis is the source of this 989-nucleotide messenger RNA. RefSeq names its product indole-3-acetic acid-induced protein ARG7. The record is from RefSeq and is a predicted model, not a curated record. The transcript has a single exon. The coding region runs from base 87 to 515 and encodes 142 amino acids. NCBI's taxonomy places the organism in Eukaryota, Viridiplantae, Streptophyta, Magnoliopsida, Rosales, Rosaceae. Gene Ontology annotation, biological process: response to auxin.